This is a messenger RNA of Austrofundulus limnaeus, 2408 nucleotides long. Its product is annotated as transmembrane protein 200C. Lineage: Eukaryota; Metazoa; Chordata; Actinopteri; Cyprinodontiformes; Rivulidae. The transcript is spliced from 2 exons. The record is from RefSeq and is a predicted model, not a curated record. The coding region runs from base 192 to 1724 and encodes 510 amino acids.
UCGGCUCCAUUGUGACUCCGCGUUCAGCUGGAAGCCGCUCUUCCAUCCUUGGCACCGGAGCGGGCGCACCACGACGAGCCCGAGCCGAGCCGAGCCGAGCCGAACCAGGAGCGCGCCGUGAAGACGAUGAUGUUUAGUCCAGCAGCCACAUUUUACUGACUGAGUGACGAGCCUGCUGUCCAGUCGCCACCAUGAUAGCCACGGGUGGCCUGCUGCGCAUGAACAGGCGACAGGAUUCACUCCGGUCCAAAAACCGAGCGGAAAACAAGAGGAAGCGGAAAUCCAAGAAGAAGAAGAAGAACGARGUGGUCAUUGUGAAAGGGAAGCUCAACCUCUGCUCCCCGGCUGGUUUGGUGGCUGCCAUUGGUGUCGUAGUUCUGAUGAUUGGGAUAUCCAUGGCCGUACUGGGAUACUGGCCUAGCCAGAACCAGCAGGAGUAUCAGGAGCGCCGCAGAAACGGAGCCUUCCACAACAGCAGYAUGAGCUACUCCAGAAGUCCAUCUGUCUCACUUAACUUGACCCACGAUACAUCUCCGUCCAGUCCAACAAAUGAGUCCAACCAGAACCAUUCUAACAGCAGCGCCCCUGAGCCCUCACCUCACUGUGGCAUCCUUUGUGACUUUCUGGAUAAUUAUCUGUACUCAGACAAUUUAAAAGUGUUUGGACCGUUGGUGAUGGGAAUUGGCAUUUUUCUCUUCAUCUGUGCCAACGCCGUCCUCCACGAAAACCGAGACAAGAAAACAAAAAUCAUCAACCUGAGGGACAUCUACUCCACGGUAAUAGAUCUGCACAGCAUCCGGUCGAAGGAGUACUCGCCUCUGAACGGCCUGGUCAACUACACCCAAUCGAAGAGCGUCGAGGGACCAUCGGCUUCGUUUCCAGCCAGCAGUUCGCACACCCGCAGCUCCUGGCCUUCCACCGGACUCAAUCCAAAGGGUGAGUUGGAUACCGAGGAGGUGUUCAGACGCUCCUCGUUGGCGAGCCGGCCACGCAGCUGCUCCAGAGACGUCCAGACCUUCACAGAUACRGUCUACAGCAUCUACAAAGACUACAGCAAUAGAGGCGAGCAGGCCCCCCAGCCCCGCCAGUGGGAGACCACUUCCAUUGUCACCUCCUCCGUGAAUGCGUUCACCCUCCCUGUGAUCAAACUCAACAACUGCGAGGUGGACGAGUCGGAGAGGGCGGAGGCGGAAGGACGUUCGGAGGAAGCGGUUGUGAUUGAGGCUGCCGCUGAAAACAUUAGUGAGGAAGGACACGCCAGCAGAGGGCACGCCGUCGAGAUAGACGGUAGGCACGAGGGGUCGGCAGCGAUGAUGGACUCCCCGCCCCCCCAUCAGAACCAGGAGGGCAGAGCCACAGAGGCGGUUAACCCGCAGGAGGUGCCUCACACACAGCUGUUUCCUCCCGCGCCAAUGGGUUCAAACACAUCCCUGAACUCCUUCGCGGAUCAGCCGAGGCUCGCGCGCCACUGCAGCCUGUCCAUGUCGGGGAGUCGUCAAAGUGACAGAGCAAGGCGUUUCAGCUGCCCCCGACUGGAGCGCUCCAACAGCAAGGGCUACAUCAAACUGACUGACCUGGGGGGCGAGUCCUUCGAAGCACCCGACACGUGCACGUCUUUAGAAGCCACAGGACAGGAAGCAGAAAUGGAUGCAAAAGCAGCAAGGGAAGGCGGAGCUCAGGGAGAGGAUGCUCUGGUGGCACCCAGUACUUCUACAGAAUCCUAGGCUUUUCUUUCUUUUUUAAAAAAUCUCACAAGCCUCCUGAAACUCUUUUUGGUCUUGUUGUUUGCUUUGUACCUUUUUCUGCCAUUAGUGAUGGACAGCUGGUCAGGAAAGGAAACACAAAAAGUACACAGCUGAGGACUAUUGACCUACAGCCAUGAGCACUCAAGAGCGACACUCUUUAUAUAUUAAAACAACAACCACUUCUCAGUAUUCAGAUGUAACUUUUCUAUUUUUCCAAUGUAGCAAGAGCAAUAUUUAAGACUUCAAAGAAGUUUUAGUAAAGAUUUAUAUUAAAAAAUAACAAAAAGAAAAAAAGAUCUGAUGAAUUUUAGUUUUUCUUUUGUACAACAGUAGGGCAAACAUUGUAGCUUGUAAAAUUACCAAAACUGUCACUGKGAACUGCUGUCCAACAUGUUGUAUGGUAGCAUUAACGUAUGCCACAGAAAAUGAAAUAGUCUAGAUUUGUUUCUCUACAUUGUUAUGUGAAAAACACGUGACUUGGUGAACUGAACUGAAUCUCAGGUAGACGUUUGGUUUAGUAUUGAGACCUUAACGACGAGGUCUUCCCUAUGUGCACACUUGUUUAUAUGAAACAUACAUGGUUGAAUAAAUCUGACUGUAACACCUACAUUUGGUCAAACAAAUGUUUUUUUGUGUAGUAUUAAAAUGCAGAAGGUGUUGUUU